AUGUAUCACCGCGGUGUCGUGCCCACGGACACACGCGAUAGUUUGCACCGCGAGCGCUUCCACCAGUACUCGCCCGAGCAGGUCUACUACUGGCCCGACGACGUCAAUGACUUUGACCACUGGAACUACGCGUCGAUCUACGACGCGCAAAACUGGUUCUCGGACCACAUCGGCAUUGGCUGGAGAAACGGGGUGCGCCUUGUCGACGCCGCGACAACCAACGCUGACGAUGGCGUGCGCGGCACCCGCUUGGCGGCACUCACGGACGGCGUGAUGACGUUCAACAAGUCGCUCUUGGACAUCACCGACGCGCUCCAGACGUACGCUGCGACCCACAUCUUUGGCGUGAUUGCGCCGGGGCCACCUGUGUACUACAAGUACACUACUUUGCGCGCUGCAACAAUGCGGCGCAAGCGGCGUGUGACGGCUUCGCAUACGUAG
Molecule: messenger RNA, 441 nt
Organism: Saprolegnia parasitica CBS 223.65
Lineage: Eukaryota; Oomycota; Saprolegniomycetes; Saprolegniales; Saprolegniaceae
Exons: 2
Coding region: 1-441 (146 amino acids)
Source: RefSeq, a predicted model, not a curated record